AUGUCAGACGACAGGAAACAAAGUACUGCUAGCACCAACCCCGAAAGCCCAACGACUCAGCAGUUCCCAAAGUCGGGGACAGGAAAAGAGGUCGCUCCCUUGAGCCCAACCUCACGACUAGAGCCACCAGCAGACCCAGCGCGGCGAGGCAGCGACGAGUGGGACGCCUCCAAGGUCCCCCCCUCCCGCUUCCAGAAGCGCAAGGGCUCCAUCUACGCCGUCCCUCACUCGCGCGACGGCAAGAUCGACAGCAACUACCACGCCAAGUACUUUGAGAAGCUGGCUGAGAUGGGGUAUGACAAGAAGUAA
This is a messenger RNA of Chaetomium globosum CBS 148.51, 309 nucleotides long. RefSeq lists its product as uncharacterized. The coding region runs from base 1 to 309 and encodes 102 amino acids. The record is from RefSeq and is a predicted model, not a curated record. NCBI's taxonomy places the organism in Eukaryota, Fungi, Ascomycota, Sordariomycetes, Sordariales, Chaetomiaceae. The transcript is spliced from 3 exons.